Messenger RNA from Lactuca saligna, 1185 nucleotides. The record is from the annotation of a GenBank genome assembly. Lineage: Eukaryota; Viridiplantae; Streptophyta; Magnoliopsida; Asterales; Asteraceae.
AUGGGGUGUGUUGCUACAAAGUUAGAAGAAGAAGAGGAAGUGGUGUCUAUUUGUAGAGAGAGAAAGCAUUUCUUGAAGUUAGCCGUAAAGAAAAGGUACGCGCUUGCAGAAGCUCAUUUUAGGUACUGUCAAUUAGUUUAUGGCGUUUCAGCAGCCAUACGACUUUUUGUUGCCAGACAUUCUUCAUCUUCUUCGCCAUUUCUCAUCACUUUUCCACCACCAUCUCCUCCUAAAGAGAACAAGGUUGUUUCAAACCCUUUGUUUCUUCAACAAAACCUUUCUAAAGAACCCAACAAAAAGAAUAAAGAUGCCACUGCAUGUGCGUCUGUUUCAAAUAUUCCAUCGAUGCCAUCGCCACAGAGGGAGUUUGGGUGGGAUUUCUUUGACCCUUUUGUGACGAUGAGGCCAGAGCUUGAAGAAGAAGUUGAGCGAGUGGAUGAAGUGAAAAACAAGGUGGUGGGGGGAGUGAAGAAAAGAAAGAGGAAAGUUGUGGGGGGUGAAGUUCUAGGGUCCACAGUGGACUGUGCUAACGUGAGCCAGGGUGAACCUCAAAAGGGUAUAACAGUCAUUGAUACACCCGAAAGUGGAAGAGAGUUGUUGGAAGCAUUGAAAGAUAUUGAAGACUAUUUUAUACGGAUUUAUGAUUCUGGAAAAGGUGUAUCCAAGAUGUUGGAAUCUAACAGGAUCCAAUCACAAUCUGGCUUAGAGGAAAUAAAAGAAUUCAAUAAUGAUCUAUUUGAUGAUGGAGGGGGAAUGAAUUCAGGAAGCCAUACAUUAACAUUAGGAAGACUUUAUGCUUGGGAGAAGAAGCUAUAUGAAGAAGUUAAGGCGGGAGACAACACUCGGAAGUUAUACGAUAGAAAAUGCAGCCAAUUGAGGAAUCAAGAUGUGAAGGGGGAUGAGGGAGUUUCAAUAGACAAAACACAAGCUGCAGUUAAAGAUUUGUAUAACAGGAUUUUGGUUGCAAUUCGAAGUGCUGAAUCAAUCUCUGAAAGAAUUGAGAAACUCAGAGAUGAAGAAUUGCAGCCUCAAAUCAUUGAACUCUUACAUGGCACGAUGAACAUGUGGAAGAUUAUGUUGGAAUCACAUGAAAUCCAAAACAAGAUCAUGAUUGAAGUCAAACUAUUCACUUGUCCAACGUUUGGAAAAUUCUCAAACAACACUCAUCGUCUUGCAACUCUAUAG